UUUCUUUCCUUCACCCCCCUUCCCCGCUGCAAGGUACCCAAGACACAACACCAGGACAACACUGGAAGGGACGUCCUAAAAUAGUCUGAGUUGACGAACUACUGUUAUGAUCAGAAUGGCGGGUCAAAGAAAAGCUUUGGUCAUUGCCGCUGCCAUCAUUCAAAUAAUCGGUCCAACUCCUACUCGCGCUACUGCUCUGAUCGUAUCGGACGAGCCUCCUGCCGAGACACAGGUUGCUCCUAUCUUGGAAGCAUUUGUGAGCUAUUCGAUUGAAUUCUCGUCCUUUCCGGAUUUUGCUGGUAAUACUCUCUCCGUAGUUGGUCUGAGAAUUUCAAUCUAACCCCUACAGGAAACAAUUCACAUCCCAAUACUUUCUCCAACAAUCUAUUGAAUAACUUGGGAAAUCUCACAGGCACAAAACCUUACAUUCGAGUUGGAGGAAACACACAGGAUUAUGCUCUUUAUAAUGCAGAUCUCAAAAUAGCUCUCCAGGGCACAAUCGUCCCCUCAAGGGCUCAGGAUUAUCCAACAGUCAUAUCCAUUGGACCAUCAUACUUCGAGUCGUACAAUACAUGGCCUGAUACUAAAUAUAUCCACGGAUUCAACAUGGGACUGGGCGGAAACACUUCCGCUGGAUGGCAGACGUUGAUUGACACAGUACCCCUAGCAUGUCAAGCUUUAGGCAACGAAAAGUUGCUUUGGUGGGAAUACGGCAAUGAACCUGACCUCUUCUCCACAAGUAGUCAAGGAGCCGUUCGUCCUCCAACAUGGAACGAAUCCACGUAUGUCGAUCAGUGGUUAAACGCAACCAGGAUGAUCAAAGUCCAACUCCAAAACUACUGCCCUGACCUGGCUGAAAAUGGAUCCUACGGAUAUCUUGCACCUUCGUUCGCGGGUCUCAACAACCACCUCAAACCAGUCAAAACUUGGCAAUCAGGGCUUGAUGUUGACAAGAGCAUCAAAGUGAUCUCUUCGCAUAAGUGAGAUCCUCACGGGGUAUCGUUGAUUCUGCUCCAUAACUGACUCAUGAAUAGUUACAUUGGAGGUGCCACCCAACCUGGGGUCACUCUCCAAGGGACUCUCCUGAACCAUACCGUCACGGUUCGUUCCGUUGAUGCUCAAGCUCAACUUGGCCGAGAUCUUUCCUAUACAGGACUACCCUUUAUCCUUGGUGAAACCAACAGUCUCUACAAUCAAGGUAAACCAGGGCUAUCAAAUGCUUUUGGUGCCGCUCUGUGGGGUAUAGAUUUCAACCUGUAUUCUGCGUCAGUUGGUAUCCAAAGAGUUCACAUGCACAUGGUUAGUCGAACCAAGGUUUUCCUACAUAUGCUAGUCAAUUCUUCUUCAUGAAACCAAGCCAAGCCAAAAGAAAUAAUGGCUCGAAACAGCCCUAUGAAGGCGUGGCAUAAACCCACCCACCUUAUACACCCACCUUAUAAACCCACCUUAUACUUUACACAUCAAUUCAAACUAAAUGUACAAAUAACAUAGGGAACCAACUACCGCUACCAAGCUUGGCAACCAAUCCACACAAACAUCACAACAAUCGGCACCAAACCCCCUUACUACGGCCAAAUCGUCGUCGCCGCCAUGCUAGGCUCCCAAAACGAAGGCGCAACAACAAUAACCAACAUCCCCACGACCUCCUCACACGAAGCCAUCUACGCAGCUUACACCGCCGACUCGCAGCUCGCACGCGUAGCAAUCAUCAACAUGAGACAAUACAACUACACCAUAAACAGUACCAGCUCGGUCCCUAACCCAGUUCCUAGACCCAGCGUAGAAUAUGAACUCCAGCUCCCUGAUUGUUUUGACGGGACUGAGGCAAGCGUGAAGAGACUGGUUGCAAAUGGCUCGGAUGCCAUUACGGGGAUUAGCUGGGAUGGAGUGAGUUAUAAUUGGGAGUUGGAUGAGGGACGACCGGUGAGGUUGGGGAAUGUGACGACGGGGGAGAAGGUGGCUGUAGAGGACGGGCUUGUCAAGGUGAGCGUGCCUGAUUCGGAGGCUGUGAUUUUGGAGUUUUGA
Molecule: messenger RNA, 2025 nt
Organism: Hymenoscyphus albidus
Lineage: Eukaryota; Fungi; Ascomycota; Leotiomycetes; Helotiales; Helotiaceae
Source: the annotation of a GenBank genome assembly